Messenger RNA from Mirounga angustirostris (Northern elephant seal), 990 nucleotides. It is a transcript of the gene KRTAP29-1, whose product is annotated as keratin associated like protein 29-1. The transcript has a single exon. Bases 1 to 990 code for a protein of 329 amino acids. Gene Ontology annotation, cellular component: keratin filament. Gene Ontology annotation, molecular function: structural molecule activity. NCBI's taxonomy places the organism in Eukaryota, Metazoa, Chordata, Mammalia, Carnivora, Phocidae. The record is from RefSeq and is a predicted model, not a curated record.
AUGGCCAUUCCAGCUGUGCCCACUUUCAUGUGUUCAAAUGGUGGUGGCUUCCAAAAUGGUAUCUGUUUGCCUAGUUCCUGCCGGAGCAGAACGUGGCAAUUGGUCACAUGCCAAGAAAACCGUCAGCCAUCCAACAGUGCCCCAACUGGCUGUGAACCUGCUUCUUGCCAACCUACCUGCCUUCCAGCAACUUCUUGCGUUGGUUUUGUCUGCCAACCCAUUUGCUCCUGCACAGCAUGCUAUGAAUCUGGCACUGGUCAGUCUGCUUGUCUGGUUAGCUCAUGCCAACCCUCCUGCUCGGAAUCUACCAGUUGUCAGGCAAAUUGCUGUGAAUCCAGCCUCGACCAGCAAAGCUCCUGCCAAGAACCUGUCUUUGUAUCCGGAUCAUGUCAGGCAGCGUGUGGCCAAUCGAUCUGCUGUGACACUAGGUCCUGCCAGCCAUCCUGCUCUGAGGUAACUUCCUGUAUCAAAAAUUCUUGCCCACCAACCAUCUGUGCAGCUAGUCCAUGCCAGCCAACUUGCCGCCAACCAGGUCCAUGUCAGCCCAUUAAUGGUGAAGAUCAGCUCUGCAAAUCAACUUAUUAUCAACCCAUCUGCUACAUUUUCAAGACUUGCCAAUUGGUUCCCUGUCAGCCAUCAACUUCUGUGUUCAGUUCUUGCAAUCCUACAUGCUGUGUGUCCUGCCCUUGCCAGCCACUUCACUGCCAACCAGCACCUUCCAUAUCCUUCAUCUGCCAGCCAGUGGCUAACUGCCAGCUCCCAUGUUUUGUAAAGAACCCUUGCAAACGAGUUUCCUGUGGCACAGUGCUUUCUGGCCAACCAACUUGUGAUGGAUCCACUUCCUGCAACCAAGGUGGCCACGAAUCCCCUUCCUGCCAACCAGCUUGCUGUGUGACAGGUUUAGGCAAAUCAUUCAGCAGUGGCUGCAAUUGCUUUCAACCAACUGCCCCAAGUCUCUGCAAAACCAGCACCUGCUCGCCAACUUCCUGA